CUAAUAGACCAUAAAACACCAGAGGCGUUGUCCUUUAACUCUUUCGUGUGUUUUCACUCCAUGAAGGUUCUUAUAACAUUUUGGUCGCCUUCUGGUCAUCUCUCUCUCUCUCAGAUAUGGCGACAUGGUACCAAAGACCAUCAUGGGGAAGAUCGUGGGCUCCGUCUGCUCUCUGAGCGGCGUGUUGGUCAUCGCUCUGCCGGUUCCCGUCAUUGUCUCCAACUUCAGCCGGAUCUACCACCAGAGCCAGAGAGCCGAUAAGAGACGAGCUCAGAAGGCGUCCAAGGAAGCAGGACAGGCGCUGGUCUGUAAGGCCAACCCCAACUUUGACAUUCAUCACAACCACCUUCUGCACUGUCUGGAGAAAACCACGAACCACGAGUUCGUGGACGAGAAGAUGUACGAGACGGGCUGCAGGGAGGUAACUCUGGUGAAGCGGCCGUCUCGCUCCUCUUCCUCCUCCUCCGUCUCCACCUCCUCGCCUCACGGCUUCACCUCCUGUUGCGCCCGCCGGAAGAGGAAGACCUUCCACGUGCCCAACUCCAACAUGUCUGUGGGUCUGCACGGCGGCGUCCAGGAGCUGAGCACCAUCCAGAUUAAGGAGAGGCCGCUCACCAACAGUCGUUCCAGUCGAUCCAGUCUGAACGCUAAGUUUGAGGAGAGGGUUCCUCUGAACUGUGACCAGUCGUACAUCACCGCCGCCGUCAUCAGCAUGCCGACGCCGCCGCCGCCGUCCGGCACCCGACCCAGACGCACCUCGUCAUCCGGCCCCAUCGACUACUCCCAGGCUAACAUCGUCAGGGUGUCCGCACUAUAGAUUAUAACGUCUUCCCCCUCCAACACGGAAACACAACCCACCCAGCGGUCAGGCAUCGGGGGGGUCGGCAUCCCCGCUCCACCACAGACUCAGAGGGCCGGGGUUUGGAUCACGUGUCCAUGACAGAGGUGACGGGUUAGCUACCCUAAAACUCAGAUAACACCUCUUUGGAUUGCUCUUGUUUUCUCUUCUGUCUUCUAGGAAGGAUUUCUAUUCGGGCAGUCGAACAUCUGAGGAGAGAAAAUGGCCGACUGGCUGACGACUGAUCGCUUUAUCCCAGAGAAAUCUAAAUCAUCACCACGGCUGUUUUUACAAUCCUGUAUGUCUUUAAAUUGAAUGUCCUUAAACACAAAGAAAGCUGAUGCUAACAUAGAUUUUUAGAAUGCAGUGUAAAGGAAAUGUCACAUAUUUUGGGAAGUACACUGUUAACCAUCCAAUAGCUAGUUUCAGUUUGCCAAUAGCAUAGCUUAGCACAAACACUGGAAGCAGGUUAAACUGCUAGCCUAGCUCCAUCAAAAGAAAAUAAACCACCUUUCAACAGCUGAUUUACAAGUUUUAUCUUGUUAGCGAACAUGCUAGUCACCAAUCAAUCCAAGACUCAGCUGGGUUUAGUUGACUGGAGCUAACGGUGAGGCCUUGAAGCUAACUCUGAACUAGCUGGACUGUAAAGCUAACUCUGAACUAGCUGGACUUUAAAGCUAACUCUGAACUAGCUGGACUGUAAAGCUAACUCUGAACUAGCUGGACUGUAAAGCUAACUCUGAACUAGCUGGACCGUAAAGCUAACUCUGAACUAGCUGGACUGUAAAGCUAACUCUGAACUAGCUGGACCGUAAAGCUAACUUCAUUCGUGGCUUUGUCUCCACGUUAUAAAUGUCUAGCAUUAAAGAAAAAGAUCUGAUAUUACUGUCAUGAUGUCUGCUAAGCCAAAAGAGAAAAGUAGAGUCAUGACGUAAAGAUAAAGUCCUCUGACUGUGAGCUAAGCUAACUGUCUUCCAGAACUAACGGCUCCUAAAAACUAAAAAUAUCUAAUUUUCUAUUUCUACUCUAAUAAACAAGUUAAAACAUAAGAAGAUAGUUUGGAAGUUGUUGGAAGGCUUUUUUUUACAGUUAGCUUUCACUUAGCUAGGCUAGCAGUUAGCCCGUCUGUCUCCGAUAUAUUAGUCGUGAUUCAGAAUUAUCAUACUUUGUAUUUUUGUGUCCUGGACAACUUCAUUGUGUUUCUCAUUUAAAUCAAUCAAUACAUUAUGGCAGUGAUUCUCAACUGGUGGGUCGCGGACCCGUUUUCAGUGGGUCGAGGGCCU
Molecule: messenger RNA, 2121 nt
Organism: Anarrhichthys ocellatus (wolf-eel)
Lineage: Eukaryota; Metazoa; Chordata; Actinopteri; Perciformes; Anarhichadidae
Product: potassium voltage-gated channel subfamily D member 2-like
Exons: 4
Coding region: 125-817 (230 amino acids)
Biological process (GO): action potential; potassium ion transmembrane transport
Cellular component (GO): membrane; voltage-gated potassium channel complex
Molecular function (GO): voltage-gated potassium channel activity
Source: RefSeq, a predicted model, not a curated record